AUGUCCCUAGAAAAUAUAUUUGCGGAAUUGAAACAAGUGGAAACGCAUGAUGAAAUAAGGAAAAUGGAAGAUUUAAUUGAAGCCAUGCAGGAAACCGAAACAGGAAUAAACUUUAAAUCUCAAAAAGUUUUUCUUACAACUAUUCCUGCUGCAGUUUCUGGAGACAACCUAAUUUCUUGGAUUGAAAAUCACCUGAGAAUCGAAGAUUCCCAGGAGGCCUCACAUAUUGCAAAUGUUUUGCUGCUAUAUGGUUACGUAUAUCCGUUGACUGAUUACAAGUCUUCCCUGGUCAAAGAUGACCCAACCGCCUUUUAUAGGUUUCAGGCACCAUAUUAUUGGAUUUCCAAAACCCCUAAACCUGAUCCAAUGGACUAUGCUAUUUACUUGGUAAAGCGUACUUUGCGCAAACGCCCGAAGUAUGCCCUCGAGGAUUAUGAACAAUCAGCCUUACAUCGAUUGCAAAAUAUGCUCGCACAGAAGUGGGAAUUUAUUUGCAUGCAAGCUGCUGACCAAAUGAGGCUUUAUAAGGACAAGCGCAAAAGUGAUCAAAUAGUUCUUGAAGCACAGGUUGGUGCCUUUGUUGAUAUAGAUAUGUCAACAAAUUUUUUGGCCAAUUGCAUAGAGAGGGCGUUUUGGCGCGUUCACCACCCACCGCCAAGCAGGCUUAGCUGUUUUAAAGAGGGUCUACCACUUCAGCACCGCCCAUCCGAUUCUUGCCUUUUGGCCAGACAGCAGCAGUGUAGACAGCAGCCACCACCGCUGCAAUCUCAUUCUCAUUUACGCAUAAGCAACAAGAAAUCCACUGAAAAUAUCCUGCUGUUCACAGCUAACAGAAGCUCCUACGAUUGGUUUCUCAGCGACUUGCAUAGUUCCAGCUCCACGAUGUCAGCCACUGCUUGGUUGAGUCAGCCAGGAAGCAUUGAGCAGUCGCCGUGUCAGCCACUGGUCACUCUUCCCACCUGUGACUCGCUGCUCACCUCAUUUCCUCUCGGGUCCCGUCUCAGCAUCAGCAGUAGUGGUACUGUCACUGAAUCCACUCCCUAUCCCACGGUAAAUCAGGCAACAUUUACCUCUAAUGGACCUUGCUUCUCCUCCACGUUGUCUUUCAAAAGCAACGCUGGGGUUGUCCACGUCUACAUCAGUGCGAAGUUAGUGCGUCUUUGGGCGACAAGUUUUGACAACCUCCUCUGGGACCCAAAAGGUUGCCAAGCCUUCAAGGCCUUCCUCGAAAAGGAAUUCAGCUCGGAAAAUCUCCGUUUUUGGCUCACAGUGAAUGCCUACCAAUUCACCCCCAUAUCGAAUCUCAGGGCGGCGGGAAAGCGCAUUUUUGAUGAAUUCCUCGCACCAAACGCCCCGUCCGAAAUCAACAUAGACUGCACCACACGUGCAGCAACGGCCGAGGCCGUAAAGGUUAUUGGUCUAGUUUAUUUUUUGUGGGGGGGAAAUCCACAUUCUGACCCCGCGUUUUUACCUAACCAACAUACAAAUCCCUCAUGGUUUGUUUUCCUGGAAGCGAAACAGCACAUCUACAAGUUAAUGAAAUCGGAUUCAUACGUGCGCUUUCUUCGUUCCGAUGACUACUCCGCCGUUCUCCGAGUGGUUCUCGCCAACCAACACAGCGGGCACAGCAGACGUUCCACGGUUAAACCCUCGCUAGCUACUUCUGUCCCCUCUGCAGCCGAAGACAGCGGCCUCGCAGUCUCGUCCUCAUUAUCUCAGAAACAGCGCUGUUCUAACUGA
Mesocestoides corti is the source of this 1740-nucleotide messenger RNA. The record is from the annotation of a GenBank genome assembly. Lineage: Eukaryota; Metazoa; Platyhelminthes; Cestoda; Cyclophyllidea; Mesocestoididae.